AUGCCCGGAAAAUCGAAAACGUCGCUGAAGAUGCUGCAAACCCGGCAGCGCGGUCUUCAAACAUCGUUCAACAACAUGCUGAAGUUUAUGGAAGCCUACACCGACGAGACGAACAUAACCGAGGUCAAGGUACGACUGGAUCAACUGGAUCAACUAUGGGACAGGAUGAACGAGAACAUCGAAGAGGUAGAAGCCCAUGAAGAAUCGACUGCCGAUCCAGAUUCAUUCGCCAAGGUUCGGAUAGACUUCGAGAAUCGAUUUUAUAAUCUCAAAUCGUUUCUGUUAGACAAGGACCUACCAGACAUCGAAAAAUUCCACUAUCUCCGUAGUCAGUUAGAAGGUGAGGCUUUGGCAGUCAUCGAUUCGCUUCCACUAACUAGAGCAAACUAUGUCGUGGCAUGGGAACUAAUCUGCAACCGGUACUCCAAUUCCAAAACCCUUCGUAAACGUCAGGUUCAAGCUUUAUUCGAAUUGCCGGUGGUAAGGAAGGAAUCAUCUGCAGAUUUGCACACUCUGUUAGACUCAUAUGAGAAAAUCGUCAAAUCACUGGAUCAAGCUACUCCGAAUGCGGCUGACUUCAAGGAUCUUCUGCUUCUUCAUCUGCUCAGCUCGAGAUUAGAUAGCGCGACGAGAAGGAGCUGGGAGGAAUACACUUCUACCAUGGAAACGGAUACCGUAAAGGAGCUGACGGACUUUCUACAGCGACGUAUUCAUAUACUAGAGUCACUUCCCACCCGGUCGGUCGAGCAACGAAUAGAUACUAGUUCAUCGAAAUUCACCAAAAGGUCUAAUGUGGUGAAGGUUUGCAAUACUACUAUACAAUCUUCGGCUCCAAUCAAAUGUGUGGUGUGCACCGAUAGCCAUCUCCUCUAUCAGUGCCCACAAUUUCUCAAACUACCUGUUUCUGAAAGGGAUGGAUUGCUGCGGUCUCACUCGCUGUGUCGAAAUUGUUUUCGGCGCGGUCAUCAGGCUCGGGAUUGCAACUCAAAGUUUACCUGUCGGCAAUGUAGAGGAAAACAUCACACACUCGUUUGCUUUAAGGGGAAGGCAGACGAUAAGAGAUCAAGCAACACCACCGAGUCCACUACUAAUACAGUAGAAUCUGCGGAAGAGCCAACCAACACCAAGGUGGUAAACGUGGCAGCCACUACCUCGGCAAUUAGCAAUGCAGCAACCGGAUCACCAACAGGAGUAUUGCUGCUCACUGCGAUCGUGCUUCUGAAGGAUGAAGGAGGCAAUAUCGUGCAUGCAAGGGCGCUUUUGGAUAGCGCAUCGGAAUGUAAUCUCAUCACCAAACAAAUGAGGAACCAAUUAUCGGUCAAGGAGGAUCCUAGCACAGUUCAGGUUGUAGGCAUUCACGGUACUUCUAACAAGGUUCAUGGCAAGGUUAGUGUGACAGUUCGGUCUCGGAAUUCCAAUUUCGCCCAAGACAUGGAGUUUUAUGUCAUGCCCAAGAUCACUGCACAGCCAGGAAUGGCUUCAGUCAACCCAAACGAUUGGAAUCUUCUAGCAGGAAUAGAACUGGCGGACCCAAAUUUUGCAAUUUCCAAGCCAAUCGAUCUAGUCCUAGGAGCAGAAUUCUUUUUCGAUCUGUUCGUUUCUGGCCGUCGCAUGAGUAUAGGGGAAAAAUUACCACUACUAAUCGAUUCAGUUUUUGGAUGGAUUGCUACAGGAAGGUUCCCAAUGGAUAGUCCAAUCACCACUGUGUUAUGUGAUGUAGCGGUUUCGAGUCAUUUAGACAAGCUGAUUGAAAGGUUUUGGGAGUAUGAGGAGAUAGGUUUGGAGAAUAGUAUGUCACCUGAUGAAGCCAAAUGCGAGGAGUAUUUCACCCAAACAAUCCAAAGACAAUCAUCUGGGAGGUAUUCGGUAUCCCUCCCCAGGAAGGAUGAACUACUUCGUAACCUGGGUGAUUCUAAGGCAAGCGCGGAAAGGAGGUUCCUUCAAAUUGAACGACGGUUGAACCGAGACUCAUCGUUACGUGAACAAUAUGUGUCAUUUAUGGCGGAAUAUGAGGCACUGGGGCAUAUGUCACGAGUCGCAGAGGUGGACAUUGGAACGGGUCGAUGUUAUCUCCCUCACCACCCGGUUGUUAAGGAAGGAAGCACUACCACACGGGUACGGGUGGUGUUCGAUGCUUCGGCAAGGACCGACACUGGUUUAUCGCUCAACGACUGUUUGUAUUCAGGUCCAAUAAUCCAACGGGAUAUACGUUCAAUUAUCCUACGUAGUCGUUUUCGUCCAAUUAUGCUGGUAGCCGAUGUCGAAAAAAUGUUUCGGCAGGUGGAUAUUUGUCCGGAAGACAGGCAGCUUCAAUCGAUUCUUUGGCGUUCGUCCCCAGAUCUACCCCUAGCAACAUUCCAGUUAAACACUGUCACCUACGGUACCAAACCAGCACCCUUUCUGGCGACGAGAACCCUCGUACAGCUUGCCACCGAUGAAGCCACGAGAUUCCCAUUGGCGGCUGCAGCAGUUAAAGAGGAUUUCUACAUCGAUGAUGCAAUAACAGGAGCAGACGAUCCUGCAACUGCCAAGGAACUACGAAUUCAGCUAGUGGACAUGCUUAGUAGCGGAGGAUUUAAGCUUCGAAAGUUUGCGUCAAAUUGCUCUGCUGUACUGGAAGGCCUACCAAGCGAAGAUUUGUCACUACAAGCUGAAGAAGGAAUUUACCUAGACCCGGAUCCUAUGGUUAAAACAUUGGGACUUAUUUGGAUGCCACCCACAGACGAAUUCCGGUUUCAUUUCAAGGCGCCACCACUACCGGAGUUCCCCCUAACGAAACGGAAAAUUUUCUCCAUAAUUGCCAGUUUGUUUGAUCCUCUUGGAUUUGUGGGAGCAGUUUUAACCCGAGCAAAACUAAUCAUGCAACUAUCGUGGCAGCUACUGGACGACAACGGACAGAAACUUUCAUGGAAUUCUUCAAUGCCAUAUAAAAUUGAAGCAGACUUCAGGAAAUUUUACCAGCAAAUUCCUCUUCUCAAUGAGCUACGCAUCGAGCGGUUGGUAAUCAUUCCUCAAGCAAGGCACAUUCAACUGCACAUAUUUUCGGACGCGUCGGAAAGGGCUUUCGGCGCAUGUGUGUACGUCAGAACGGAGGAUGCAUCGGGGCGAACCAAGGUGGCUUUACUACUAUCCAAAUCUCGCGUUGCUCCACUUAAAACACAAACAAUUCCCAGACUUGAGCUUCGAGCUGCAACACUGGCCGCGGAAAUGUAUUCCCAAUUCAAGGAUUCGAUGGAUUUUUUCUUUUGGACCGAUUCUGAAAUCGUUCUUCGUUGGUGUGCAGCAACCCCUUCGACAUGGACCACAUUCGUCGCGAAUCGUGUUGCUAAAAUUCAACGGUUGACUGAAAACUGCCACUGGUACCAUGUUCCCGGAGAGAAGAACCCUGCUGAUCUCAUAUCUCGUGGGAUCUCACCCGAAGAAAUAUUACAAAAUCAACUGUGGUGGGAAGUCGACUGGUUGCAAGCAGGUGUGGAAUAUUGGCCGAAGCAGAAGGUAUUCAUGGCGAGCGGAAUUGAAGAGGAGAGGCGUAGAGUGGUGUUAUCAACAAGGGAAUCGGAUCUCAGUUUUAUCGCUGAUUACAUAGCUCGAUAUUCUACCUAUACUACUAUGGUUCGUCACUUGGCUUGGUGGUAUCGCUAUCUACACAACCUACAAGUGAAAAGAGAAGAUCGUCAAUUUGGACCGUUGACCGCAGUGGAUCUCCUAUGUGCCGAAACGACAAUAAUACAACGUGUCCAACGGGAGAUGUUUCCAACCGAGCUAAAAGCCAUAAGCAAGGGUGAAGGUGUAUCGCGACGAUCUCCUCUGCGUUGGUACUAUCCAUUCGUUUCGAACGAGGAGACUUGGGAAAUCGGGAGAGACGAAACCAGCAACUAUUCGUCAGUUCAUGGCCGAACUACCUACACCAAGAGUUGUACCAGCAAAACCAUUUUCGACAACGGGGUCGAUUAUUUUGGCCCGAUCUAUGUGCGACCAGGGUAUCGAAGAACACCAGUCAAGGCGUAUGUGGCAGUGUUUGUUUGCUUCUCCACAAAAGCGGUGCAUUUGGAGUUAGCAACCGAUCUAUCGACAGCCUGCUUCAUCCAAGCUUUGCGUCGAUUUAUUUCACGUCGCGGGAAGUGUGCUAAACUGUUCUCCGACAACGGCACAAAUUUUGUUGGGGCGAGAAACGCAAUGGAAAAACUUUUGCAGAAUCUGAGGUCAAGGGAAUACAACGAAGCAGUGUCAAGGUGGUGUGCGGACGAAGGAAUGCAGUGGAGUUUCAUACCCCCCGGCGCCCCUCACUUUGGUGGCCUGUGGGAGAGCGCAGUACGUUCUACAAAAGUGCAUCUGCUGAAGGUAUUAGGAGAAACGGCGGUUUCGUAUGAGGAUAUGACAACUCUUCUGGCCCAGGUGGAGUGCUGUUUAAAUUCAAGGCCCCUAACACCCUUAUCCGAUGACCCGAAUGAUCUGGAGGCCUUGACUCCCGGGCAUUUUUUGGUCACGACAUCUCUUCAAGCAAUUCCGGAGGAGGAUUUGACCAAUAUUCCAACAGGCAGAUUGCAACAUCGAGAGCUGAUUCAACAAUGUCUGCAGUUCUAUUGGAAGCGAUGGAGAUCUGAGUAUCUUACGAUGCUUCAAGCGCGAAUGAAGUGGUGGCAACCGGCGAAGGAGAUCAAGAUUGGCAGCUUGGUGGUAAUACGGGACGAGAACCAACCACCCACACGAUGGAGGAUGGCACGUAUUCAUGCAGUACACCCAGGGGACGACAAUGUGGUCAGAGUGGUCACACUUAAAACCGUCGAUGGAUUCAUCAAGAGACCGGUUAGUAAAAUUUGUUUCCUACCAGUAGCGAGUCCAAUGGAAACGGAUGAAACGAAUGCCGAGCUUACUUCUGAAACUCCGGCUGCUUCAGAGGCGGGGAGGAUGUUGAGGACCACCCUAUAA
This is a messenger RNA of Armigeres subalbatus, 4929 nucleotides long. RefSeq lists its product as uncharacterized. The transcript is spliced from 3 exons. The record is from RefSeq and is a predicted model, not a curated record. Gene Ontology annotation, biological process: DNA integration. Bases 1 to 4929 code for a protein of 1642 amino acids. NCBI's taxonomy places the organism in Eukaryota, Metazoa, Arthropoda, Insecta, Diptera, Culicidae. Gene Ontology annotation, molecular function: zinc ion binding; nucleic acid binding.